GUAAUGGCGGCGGAAAAAAAGCGCCUGGAUCCAACAAUGGAGCCGGGCUACAAUCCUGCGGACGUUCAGGCUGGCUGGUAUUCUUGGUGGGAGGCGUGUGGAUUCUUUGGAGCGGAUGCGGCCAGUACUGAACCAAAAUUCGUUAUGGUGUUGCCACCACCAAACGUGACGGGGCAUUUGCACCUCGGCCAUGCUCUUACCGUGUCUGUGCAGGAUGCUCUUGUCCGGCAUUCCCGAAUGAGCGGCCGCGUGACUUUGUGGUUGCCUGGAGUCGAUCAUGCAGGGAUUGCUACGCAGGUGGUGGUCGAGAAGAAGCUCGCAUCCACGCAGAAUCUUACCCGGCAUGAUCUCGGGAGAGAUGCGUUUGUCGAGAAAGUUUGGGAGUGGAAGACAGAGUAUGGAGGAGCCAUUUGUUCUCAACUCCGGACAAUGGGAGCAUCGCUAGAUUGGUCUCGAGAGUGCUUCACAAUGGAUCUGCAGAGGUCACGCGCUGUAACUGAAGCUUUUGUGCGGUUAUAUAAAGCGGGACUGAUUUACAGGGCCAACCGCAUGGUCAAGUGGGACUGCUCUCUCAAGACUGCCAUCUCGGACAUUGAAGUUGAGCACACAGGAGACGUUGAGGCUACAUCGCUGUCGGUACCCGGCUAUGACAAGAAAGUCCCAUUUGGUUGGAUGUUUCAUUUUGCGUAUCCGGUGGAGGGCAGCUCUGAAGAGAUUGUGGUUGCCACCACGCGACCGGAAACCAUGUUUGGAGACACCGCUGUUGCUGUUCACCCAGACGAUCCGAGAUUUGCACAUCUUCACGGGAAGUUCCUCGUUCAUCCGUUCAACGGGAGAAGGAUUCCCGUCAUAAAGGACUCGACAGUGAAGAUAAAUGAAGGUACUGGAGCUGUAAAGAUUACUCCGGCACACGAUGAAAAGGAUUUCGAAAGAGGAAAGAGGCACGGUCUUGAGUUUAUCAACAUCCUCACGGACGAUGGAAGGAUCAACGAGAAUGGCGGCCAUGAAUUUGAGGGCCUCAAGCGCUACAUUGCUCGGGAACGAGUUUUGGAAGCUUUAGAACGCAAGAAACUUUUCCGAGGGAAGUUUCCUCACAAGAAGCCUCUUGCCAUUUGUUCAAGGUCAAGCGAUGUGCUGGAGCCGAUGAUGAAGCCUCAGUGGUACGUGGAUUGCAAGGAAAUGGCUGCGCGAGCCUGUGAGGCCUUGAGAAACAACGAGCUUCAGAUUGUUCCGUCGUCUUUUGCAGACAUCUGGUUCAGGUGGCUGGAAAAUAUUGAAGACUGGUGUGUAUCUCGCCAGCUUUGGUGGGGACACAGGAUACCCGCCUGGUAUGCCGUAUUGGACGCGAACGAAGAUCAGACGUUUGGAAUCUACGAUGAUCACUGGGCGGUUGCAGACUCCGAACAGGCUGCAGAUGCAGAGAUCAAGCAAAGAUUUCCGGGUGCUACGUUCAAGUUGCAGCAUGACCCCGAUGUUCUUGAUACGUGGUUUUCAUCGGGACUUUUCCCAUUCUCCUCGCUUGGAUGGCCUGAUUCUACAGCCGACUACGCUGCCUUUUAUCCCACAACAGUUUUGGAGACGGGACAUGAUAUAUUGUUUUUCUGGGUGGCGCGGAUGGUGAUGCUGGGGACACAGCUGACCGGCCAGCUUCCUUUCAAAACGGUUUUGCUGCACGGGAUGGUGAGGGAUGCUCACAAGCGCAAGAUGUCCAAGUCCCUGGGAAACGUGAUUGAUCCUCUUGACGUGAUAUCCGGGAUAUCUUUGGAUGAUUUAGUGGCCAAGUUAGCUCUGCUCAACCUGCAACCGUCAGAGCUCAAACAAGCCACUGAGGGGCUCCACAAAGAUUUUCCUCGAGGGAUCCCCGAGUGUGGAGUCGACGCUCUGCGGUUUGGACUUAUCGCCUAUACAGCACAGGCCGAGAACAUGAACUUGAACAUCCAGCGGUUUCUUGGCUACCGCCAGUGGUGCAACAAGUUGUGGAAUGCUGUCCGUUUUGUGAGACUCAACUUUCAUGACGGCUUUGAGCCAGAGGAAGAUCUCGACAUAUCCUCGCUUCCCUGGUCCUGCAAAUGGAUUUUGUCCUCCUUGAACGACAUAGUCUGCAAGAUCAACAAGAGUUUUGCUAGAUAUGAUUUAUCUGGAGCCUCAAGCGCAGUUUAUUCGUGGUGGCAAUACUCUCUGUGCGACGUCUUUAUCGAGCUAGUGAAGCCGCUUCUAUCUUCCGAGGAGCUGGGGGAGGAUGGUAAAGCUGCUACGAGGUCCACUCUAUAUAUUUGUCUGGAUUCGGGAUUACGCAUGCUGCACCCGUUUAUGCCGUUCAUUACCGAAGAGCUGUGGCAGAGGCUACCUCACAAGAAAAAGAGUGAAGAGCGGUCUUCGAUUAUGACCGCAAGCUAUCCCACAGAGAAGCCGGGGUGGAGCAAUCACGAAGUUGAGAAGGAGAUGGAGCUUAUAAGCUCCGUCGUAAAGACAGCACGGAGUCUUCAUGCAGCUGCAGAGCUGAAGCCAAGGCAAAGGUUUGCAUUCUGUUACCUUGUUACUGAAGACGAGGACCGGGCGGGGCUCUUCAACUCCAAAGUUUUGGAAGUUUUAACGCUGGCGAAGCUUUCUUCUGUGAAGGCAAGUAAGCUCCUGUUUUCUGGUCGGUGUUCUCACUGUGAUUUGCAGGUUGUG
Messenger RNA from Selaginella moellendorffii, 2673 nucleotides. RefSeq names its product valine--tRNA ligase, mitochondrial 1. The annotation marks the transcript as partial. The record is from RefSeq and is a predicted model, not a curated record. The transcript has 13 exons. Lineage: Eukaryota; Viridiplantae; Streptophyta; Lycopodiopsida; Selaginellales; Selaginellaceae. Gene Ontology annotation, cellular component: cytosol. Gene Ontology annotation, biological process: valyl-tRNA aminoacylation. Gene Ontology annotation, molecular function: ATP binding; valine-tRNA ligase activity; aminoacyl-tRNA deacylase activity.